CAACUCUGCAUGCUUUUUGGAGAGACUCCACUCAUAUUGCUCCAACUUCGUAUCGGACUGGAUGUAAGCCCGCUCCCAUCGGUUGUCGCCAUGUAGUCGGAGCGCACCUGAGCAAAACGCGACACCUUUUUGGAUUGGAUAUAAACUCGACUGGCCAACUACGUACUCAACGAUGUGGACCAGGUGCGCUUUUGUGCUGGCGUGUUUUUGCGCCGUUUGCUUUGGAAACCCGCACAAAUGCGACGAAGUGCGGAAAGUUUUUCAGCUUAGACAAAUCGGGCCGACCCAGAUGCUGCCUUUGAGUCCCAGGCCAGGCUCAGAUCUUCAAGUGUGCAAGUCUAAAAGCCAAAGCUGCUGCACCAAAAAGAUGGAGGAGCGCUACCAGAUAGCGGCGCGGCGGGACAUCGAGAACCUCCUUCAGACCUCCAGCUCCAGCCUCAAAUUCCUCAUCUCGCGUAACUUGGCCGCUUUUCAAGGCACAUUUGAGCUUCUGAGGAGGCAGGCGGAGAACCAAACCAACGCCAUGCUGCGGCAGUCCUACGGGAACAUGGCGGAUCAGGUCCGAGGUCCCGUGGGCGAACUCUUCACUGACAUUAGUCUCUUCCUGCUCGGGUCCGAGCUCAGCGUGGAGGACUUUGUCCAAAGAUUUUUUGAUUCCCUCUUCCCCAUAGUAUACAAUAAUAUCAUCAACCCGGGCCGUAUCAAUCUAGCAGCAGGCUACGCCGAAUGCGUAAGGUCAGUGAGCCGCGACGUGCGGCCGUUCGGCGGGACGCCCGCUUUACUGGCCGAUCAAAUUGCUCGCUCCGGGCUCUCUGGCAAGCUUCUCCUCCAAGCUUUGCACCUCGGUAUUGAAGUCAUCAACACCACAGACCACUUGCAGUUGAGCCGCGAGUGCAGAAAGGCCUUGCUCAAGAUGCAUUACUGCCCCCACUGCCAGGGCUUGACUCAGUCCAAGCCUUGCAUGGGCUACUGCCUCAACGUGAUGCGGGGCUGCUUGGCGAGUAUGGCCGAGAUUGACAUCCACUGGAGGGAAUUCGUCCACUCACUGGAGGACUUGUCAGCUCGCAUGCGCGGCACGCAGGAUUUGGAGCAAGUGCUUCUAGGAAUUCACACCUUGCUGGAGGACGCCAUUGGACUUGUGCAAAGAAAUGGACAACGCAUUACAACACAGGUGCACAAAUUUUGCGGGCCACCUAGCAGGAAAGCUGUGCACACCACCAGCAUCCAGCAAAGACUCAGCAGAGAAUCCAUCCACCCCAAAACAUCAACCAAACCAUUAAGCGACACACUUGCUGUUAAGAGAAGGGACUUUCUAAACAGUCUCCGCCUCUACCGGACAUACUACGGUGGCCUUGCAGAUCAAUUAUGUGUCAGCGAACUGGCCUCUGAUGACGGCGGGCUCUCCUGCUGGAACGGAACCGACCUUGUAAAAAGCUACACUCUUCGCGUGGUGGGAAACGGUAUCAAGGCUCAAGCCGACAACCCCGAGGUCAAAGUCAAAGGAGCCGACCCUGUGAUCCAUCAAAUCAUAGACAAACUCAAGCAUAUCAAUCAGCUACUUCAAGGGAAAUCCAUUCCUAAACUGGGAACGUUGGACCAAAUUGAAACAGGAAGCGGAGAUGCAGAAGGACAUUACAGCGGCGACUGCGACGAUGAAGAUGGUUGUGACGGUUCAGCUGGCGGAGAGGUCAAGAAGAACAUCCAGAAAGUCUCCAAAUUGAAUCCAAAUGUGUCAAGUGAUCAUCAUCAUCAUCACCCACCGAUAAAGGAAGCGAAGGUGAAGGUCUCAUCCGGGAGCAUCAGACUGACUGCAAACUUUGUCACCAUGACGAUGACUUGCUUACAUGUGCUCCUGGCAUUGUCGUAAAUGUUGAGUUUGAACCUCGUUUAACAAAACGAGGACACGUGACACAAACACGCCACGGUGCAGGACACACAGGCCAUGCGUGCAUCCUUGCAAAGACUUUUAAAGAACAUGUCCUGCUUUCGCUAACGGAGGAUUAUUUUGUUAAGUAUCAUUUUCGAACACUAACCACAGUCUCUUUUCGGAAAGCUUUAACUGUGUGACGCGUGGCCUUCAGUCGUGCAAAUCGUGGCAGUCUGCUGUAAAAACAUUAAGGAGAGCCAAAGUAAUUUGAUUUUAAAGACAGGCAUUAGCACUUUGAGGCGUCAGCACAAGUGGCAAAAUAUCGAAAGGAAUAUGCAAUUUGCAAACAGUUUCUCUGUAAUGCUUUUACAAGGAAAUGUCGAACAAUUUCCUUUCCUCUAUAUUCUUACAGCCAGUUUAAUUGGUCUAUUUAAAUUUGAAGGCAUGAUGAGAAAGAGGGAGUAAAAAAUAUGAAAAUAAUAAAUAUAUGUGUAUAUUUAUACGUAUAUAUAUAUAUAUAUAUAUAUAUAUAUAAAUUUCCGUCGUCUUUCAGACUCUGCAAGCUCCUGGAGCGUCUGAAAGACAAAUCCAAUCUUUUUAGCUUGUUGCUUGGCGCUACAUACAAUGCACAAUAUGGAGAUUGUCAGCUGCCAGGAUUUUUUUUUUUGCUGCAGAGAAAUGGAAAAUGCCAUCCAUGAAUGGUUGAGGGAAUCUUGCUGUACAGAUGUGCACUCUUGCUCACACUGGAUCGUGUCAAGGAAGGGAUUAGGUAAAAACACUGACUAAUAUUUGCAUCCAAAACAAAAGAGAUAGAUUUGAUAUCUUUCCUGCUCUUGUGAUAGAGAUCAAAAAAAGAUUGUGUCCUUUUAUGUUUUAUUUCUUUCAUUCAUCUGGAGCUGCAGAUUCAAAUCAACGUCAUAUUGAUAGCCAAAGUGCAAAUAUGUUUGUCUGCAGGAUUUUCUCUGGUUGAUUUCACUUUGGAUGAUUAGAUGAUAAGGCAUUGCUAACACAUCUUGUCGUAAAUAAAUUUGAUGUUCUAGCACAAUUUAGCUUUUUUUUUCCGAACUGAAAUUUUGCGCUUUGGCUAUCGACAUGAUCCUUGCCCGCCAUUCAUUCACCAUUGCAUACUCGUAUAAAUUUGAAGCUCAUGUCUUGCCACUGUAAUACCACCAUCCAAGAAUACGGUAUGAGGAUUGUGGCCCAAAUUCCCACAAGACCCAAAAUCUGACGUGAGAAAACUCCCUCACUGUAAAUAAUGGAAAACAACAUUAAAACCGAUGCUCCCUCGUCGCUGGAGCAGAGUUUGAAUGUCCAUAGUGCUUGAAGACAUUUCGGAGGAAAUUCUCAUACCUAAUUCAGCGUAUCUACUGUAGGCGACUUUCACCGGCACACCAAAAAUAUAGAUGGCACAGGAAGUUCUCAUGGAUGGAAAUAUAGUUACUUAGAGGAGCUGUUGUUAGCGCCGUGGCAUUUCUGACAUUAAUGACGACCUUGUUAAAAGCAGAAAUGUAUCAUUGUCACCAGGUAGCAUUCUGUCAGCCUUUUAAAUAUCGUCCUAAUAUUUCUCACAUUAUUAUAAUUGAUAGAUUUGUUUGGAGAAUUUUAAAUCUAUCCUGGGGUCAUCUGGAAAACAUAGCAGGGCUGUUUGAUACUGUCAAAAAUAUUGCUAACAAAGACUACAUGCUAAUUUAUUUUUUAACAUUGUUUUUUCGGUGAUGGUUCGAUUUUUGGGUUCUCAGAGAGAGCCCAGGUUCUGCUGGAAAAUAGAGUAGUUGUGAUCUUUACCAUGAAAAAAAAUAUUUUCAUAAACAAAAUUGAAUUUUGUAUUUAUGUUCUGCCCUAUCCAAAAUUAAUACUUAACAUAUUUUAAUAAUAUAAUGUAAAUUAAAGAUAAUUCAACCAGU
Molecule: messenger RNA, 3771 nt
Organism: Syngnathus typhle (broad-nosed pipefish)
Lineage: Eukaryota; Metazoa; Chordata; Actinopteri; Syngnathiformes; Syngnathidae
Gene: gpc5a
Product: glypican 5a
Exons: 9
Coding region: 173-1867 (564 amino acids)
Biological process (GO): cell migration; positive regulation of canonical Wnt signaling pathway; regulation of protein localization to membrane
Cellular component (GO): extracellular region; cell surface; plasma membrane
Source: RefSeq, a predicted model, not a curated record